AUGAAGGAACAGUAUCCGUAUCUGCGUGGCCUACCCAUCGAGUCAUACGAAGACGCCCGACCACGAAUUCUGAUCGGCCUGAAGCACGCAAACGUUAGUCUCGUACUGCGGAGCCGAGAAGGAAAGCAGGAACAACCAAUUGCCAUCAAGACGCGAUUGGGGUGGACCGUGUGUGGUGGAAGCGACGGCGAAAAUGCGCCGAACAUGGUACACUACUCGUUUCACGUGGGGUCACGUGACGACCAUUCGGACGAAGAUCUGCACCAAGCCAUGAAGGAAUAUUUCACCCUCGACAGUCUUGGUGUGAUGAAAUCGAGUGAAGCGCUGCUGUCCUCCGAGGAUCAACGAAGCUGUAGAAUGCUGGAAUCGCUAACCAGUCUCAAAGGUGACCGGUACGAAACAGGAUUACUUUGGCGUUACGACGACAUCCGUCUACCCGACAGUCGGCCAAUGGCAUUACGCCGGCAUAGCUUGCUGGAGAAGCGCAUGAGGAAGGAUCCCGAUCUGGCCAAAGCCCUGAACCAGAAAAUUGCAGAAUAUCUUUCGAAAGGAUACAUACGACAGCUGACCAAGGAAGAAGAAGAUCGACCUGUUUCACGUGCCUGGUACCUACCGGUAUUUCCGGUGUUUAAUCCGAACAAGCCCGGGAAAGUGCGAAUAGUGUGGGAUGCAGCUGCAAAGAUCUUCGGAGUAUCACUGAAUUCCGCUCUGAUGAAGGGCCCUGACCAAUUGUGCUCGCUCUGCUUCAUUCUCCUGCAAUUUCGAGAACACUCGAUAGGGCUAACCGGUGAUUUACGCGAGAUGUUCCACCAGGUGAAGAUCCGGGAACAGGAUUGGCCAUGUCAACGGUUCUUUUGGACAGACGAAUCUGGGAAAGUCGUCGUGUUCGAAAUGUGCGUCAUGACCUUCGGUGCGUGCUGCUCACCCAGCAGCGCACAGUUCGUUAAGAAUCUGAAUGCGGAGCGGUUUGUUGGGAAGUAUCCACAAGCAGUCGACGCCAUCAUCAAACGGCACUACGUGGAUGACAUGCUGGUGAGUGUAAGCACGGAAAAGGAAGCUGUUCAUUUAGCCAACCAAGUCAAGUACGUCCACUCCCAAGGCGGAUUCGAGAUCCGCAACUGGAUAUGUAAUUCCCCUGCGGUUCUGAAGUCACUGGGAGAAGAUGACGCGAAGGUAAAGAAUCUGGACCUGACGGCAGAAGUGGCUACGGAAAAAGUGCUAGGAUUGUGGUGGUGCACUGAUAAGGAUACGUUCACGUUCAAGGUAGGAUGGACUCGCUACGACAAAGCGCUGCUGGAAGGACAACGACGUCCCACGAAGCGCGAAGUACUGAGGGUACUCAUGUCAAUCUUCGAUCCUCUUGGUUUGAUUGCUCACUUUCUCAUCUACCUGAAGGUCAUACUGCAGGAAAUAUGGCGCUCAGGAGCCCAAUGGGAUGAGGAGAUUAACGACGAAUUGUUUUUGAAGUGGCACACCUGGUUGCGUGUGCUACCUGAAGUCGAAAGCGUACAAAUACCUCGAUGUUAUCACGCUCAGGAGUUCUCCGAUCGCGUAACAGAGCUGCAUACGUUUGUCGACGCCAGUGAAAAUGGAUUCGCUGCCGUUUCGUAUCUUCGAUUCUCCGACGGCAAAGAGGUGGAAUGUACUCUCGUGGCAGCAAAAUCCCGAGUCGCUCCUUUGAAAUUUCAGUCGAUCCCCAGGCUGGAGCUGCAAGCCGCAGUUCUCGGUGCAAGGCUAGCACAAACCAUCGCAGAAUCCUUGACCAUCAGAGUAGCACGACGCUGCUGGUGGACCGAUUCCCGAGAUGUACUGUGUUGGAUCAACUCGGACCACCGUAGGUUCACACCGUUCGUGGCGCACCGAGUUAGUGAGCUCCUCGAUACUACGGAAGCAACUGAGUGGCGCUGGGUACCAACGAAAGAAAAUGUUGCAGACGACGCCACGAAGUGGCAGGGGCGACCGGACUUGAGUGUUGGUAGCAGGUGGUUCAACGGUCCCAAAUUUCUCUGGCGGAGUGAAGCUGACUGGCCACAGCAAACGAAUGUGAACAAGUCAACGCAAGAAGAACUGCGAUCCCAUCUAGUCGCACACGUCUCGACAUCGUCACCGGCGCUAUGCGUUACCGAUUAUUCCAGCUGGAAACAUCUAGUCAACGUAGUCGGACUCCUCUUCCGCUUCCUGACCAACUGUCGCCGUAGGAUCAUGCAUCAACCUAGUCGCACUGGUCCACUGUAUAUGGAGGAGAUACGUGCAGCUGAAGAGAGUGUUAUACGCCAAGCCCAACAGGAUACUUUCGCUGAGGAGAUUGCUGCCAUAUUUCAAGGAAAGCCGUUACCACGAAGCAGCCCGCUGUUCAAAUCAUCUCCGUUCAUCGACGAUAGCGGGAUCUUGCGUAUGCGCGGACGCACAUCUUGCUGCCGCUUCAUCACCGACGAAGCGAAGAACCCGAUAAUUUUACCCCGUGACCACCACGUGACCACAUUGAUCAUCACCCACUAUCAUGUCAAAUACCACCACCUCAACCAAGAAACCGUAGUCAACGAGCUGAGACAGAAGUACUCCAUUCCACGAAUCCGCGUUUGCUGUGCCAAGGUCAGAAGAAACUGCCAGCGUUGUAAAAACGAUCGAGCUGUGCCGAAUCCUCCGAUUAUGGCUGACCUCCCUGAGGCAAGAUUAGCAGCGCAUUCUCGACCAUUCACCCACGUAGGAAUCGACUACUUCGGUCCCAUGGAGGUCACUGUUGGCAGGAGGGUUGAAAAACGGUGGGGAAUGCUAGCCACUUGCAUGACCACGCGAGCAGUGUACAUUGAAGUCGCACACUCUCUCAGUACAGAUUCAUGCGUGAUGGCCAUCCGCAAUCUGAUUGCCCGUCGCGGAGUUCCACGCUACAUAUACUGCGACCGUGGAACCAACUUUGUGGGCGCAAACAAUGAGCUAGGUCGGGUGGUACGAGAGCUCGAUCAUGAAGCAAUGAUGAAGGAGUUCGUCAGCUCCGAAACUACCUGGUCCUUUAAUCCACCAUCGUCACCACACAUGGGUGGGAGCUGGGAGCGCCUGAUCCGCAGUGUGAAGACCAGCCUCAAGUCUCUAAACUUGCCUCGACGUCCAUCGGACGAAGUAUUGCGCAACGCAUUAGCCGAGAUCGAGAACACACUGAACUCGAGACCACUUACGCAUGUUCCGAUCGAAGACAACGCCGCCCCAGCUCUCACACCCAAUCACAUCCUUCUGGGAAGCUCAAACGGAGCCAAACCGCUCACCACACUUGAUGAUAGCGGUGCCGCAGUGCGUCAGUGUUGGCGUGCUUCGCAAAUCAUCGCCAACCAGUUCUGGAGACGUUGGGUAGCUGAGUACCUACCGGAGAUUACGCGUAGGACUAAAUGGUACGCUUCCAGUAUGCUACCGGUAAAAAUCGGCGACGUAGUCGUCAUAGUGGACCCUAACCAUCCUCGCAACUGUUGGCCCAAAGGAAGAGUGAUUGCGACACGCCCCGGACGAGAUGGAGAGGUGAGAUCGGCGACAAUUCGAACCGCCACUGGUGUAUACGAACGACCGGUGGUUAAGCUAGCCGUAUUGGACAUCAGACGCGACGAGAUGUAG
Molecule: messenger RNA, 3600 nt
Organism: Ochlerotatus camptorhynchus
Lineage: Eukaryota; Metazoa; Arthropoda; Insecta; Diptera; Culicidae
Exons: 1
Coding region: 1-3600 (1199 amino acids)
Biological process (GO): DNA integration
Molecular function (GO): nucleic acid binding
Source: RefSeq, a predicted model, not a curated record